Molecule: messenger RNA, 2028 nt
Organism: Scaptodrosophila lebanonensis
Lineage: Eukaryota; Metazoa; Arthropoda; Insecta; Diptera; Drosophilidae
Exons: 4
Coding region: 1-2028 (675 amino acids)
Source: RefSeq, a predicted model, not a curated record
AUGCAAGCGCACCUCGCACAGCUGACUGCGGCAGCGCCAUCGACUGAAACGGCAGCCUGGCCACCCAUGCAUCAUUAUGAUAUUUGGAGCGCCGAUUUGAAAGCGUUGACAAGCGAUACGGAAGUUGCUCAGCGAGCAGAGACAGCAUCUGUCUCAGAGCUAAAUGAGCCGUUCGAAACUAACGAUGAUGACUUGCUUUUAAACAAUCUGAACGAUCUACAGGAGAAUGAAUACAGCGCCAAGUUGGCCCAAAGCAUUGGCUGGCAGAAUCAAACGACCAUACCAACCAUGAGCAGCAGAAGUACUAGGCGUGGUAAAGUGAUCCACUUGUUUCCGGUUCCCGUGGAUGGCGAGUGUUUGUCCGACGAUGGGCGUCGUCUGGGCAACUGUUUCAACGCCUACGAGUGCAGACAGAAAGGCGGCACGGCAAAAGGUGAAUGCGCGAUGGGCUUUGGUGUCUGCUGCGUGUUUGUUGCCAAUUGCAACGAGACCAUUACCAACAACAUAACGUACAUUGUGUCGCCAAACUUUCCCAGCUUCAUGCCCAGCAACUUCACCGGCUGCAGCCUGAAGGUGAAAAUGAUGAGUGAGGACAUAAGCCAGUUGCGGAUAGACUUUUAUCACUUCUCGCUGGGUCAGCCAAAUCGACGGACGGGCGUAUGCGAUGGUGAUGUCUUCAAUAUUAGCGGUGGACCCAGCGGAUCGUUUUCGCUGUGUGGCCAAAAUAGUGGACAACAUUUGUACUAUGAUGUUGGGAGUCGUGCCCUGCCGCGUCAAUCACAGCUUUAUGGCAGUCUUCGCCCUCUCAGCUAUGCACAACUAUAUGGAAAUCUAACCAAUGGCAAUAGCAGCGCGGCGGAUCAGUUAAUCGACAUAAAUCUAAACUUUUCGAAUCGCUUUUUGCCGAUACGCCUAUGGGAGAUACGUGUGGCGCAGAUCCCCUUCAGCCAGCGAGCGCCGGCUGGAUGUCUUCAAUAUCACACCGGUGUGGAGGGUAUUAUGCAAACGUUUAAUUUUGCCGACAACGGACGGCAUCUGGCCAAUCAACAUUAUCGCAUCUGUGUGCGCCAGGAGACGGAUAUGUGUUCUAUAAUGUAUCAGCCGUGCGACGAGCAAUCAUUCCGCAUAGGCGGAGGCGGUGCAGUGAGAAUGGGUGCAGCUGCAAGUCCAACUGCUGGCGCAAUUAUGAAUGGCGGAGGACAAGGGGGCGCGGCUGCUGGCGGACCAAAUGGUAUGCCUGCCAUGAAUGGAGUCGUCAAUAGCGACAUGGCCACUACACCUGCUUCUGUGCAGGCUGACGAUGCAGCAAGCACUACAGGAACCACUAUGUCCACAAGCACCAUCCAGUUGACAAGCGACAGCAGCUCCUCUGCCUCCACUGCGAUGCCAACAAUGGCAAGCUCCGAUGCCAGUAGUAGCAGCAGCAGCGCAACGACAAUGAACGUUACCACAGCGGCACCACAACGAUCCAGCACCGUGGCUGCCAUGGAGGAGGAAAGCAGUACAGCAGCAUCCACUACCGAUACGCCUUCAUCCUCACCAGUAAACGACGAUGUGGAGGGCUCCGGCGAUGAUGGAAAUGAUGGUGGGUUUAAUCUAUUUGGCGGAGCGUCUCCCACAACAGCUGCUCCACCGGGCGUCUCACGACGUCCGCGCCCAGUCGGCGGUGCAGGUGGUGGCAGUGGAGGAUUCGAUUUGCUAGGCUUUCUGCGCAGUGCCUUUGACUUGCGGCUACGACAUCGGCGCCGCCGUCAGUCCCGGCAGUUCUUUAGCACCUGCAGAGAUCGCAUUACCAUGCCGUGCAUAAUCGAGGAUUUCAUUGGUACGGGCCUGGGACCAUUGCCUGGCUGCGAACCCGUGCAUUGUGGCGCACAGUUUUGCUCCUCAGGUGUAUGGCCCUGUCGCAUCGAGUCAACCGUCACGCCCUUUUACAUAGGCGUUCAUUUUGGUAACGAUGCCGAGGGCAAGGGCAGUCCAGAGGACAAUAUUGGCGCUUGUCUACGUUACGCGCAAGUCCAGUGCAUGUGA